Messenger RNA from Dunckerocampus dactyliophorus (ringed pipefish), 6008 nucleotides. Its product is annotated as copine-8. The transcript is spliced from 20 exons. The record is from RefSeq and is a predicted model, not a curated record. Gene Ontology annotation, cellular component: plasma membrane. Bases 101 to 1795 code for a protein of 564 amino acids. NCBI's taxonomy places the organism in Eukaryota, Metazoa, Chordata, Actinopteri, Syngnathiformes, Syngnathidae. Gene Ontology annotation, biological process: cellular response to calcium ion. Gene Ontology annotation, molecular function: calcium-dependent phospholipid binding.
ACAUUCCACUCGAUCCUUCUCCGCCGUCCUCCGAGGGAAAAAGGGGCUGGACAACAGUCGACAGGAGGGGAAAGUGUCAAAGAAACCUUUUUUUAACAGGAUGAACAACAGUUUCGUGAACAUGGCGUCAAUCGGCGACUUCGACCCGCUGAACGCGUCAAUCCCUGCCACCAAAGUUGAAAUCACAGUGUCCUGCAGAAACCUGCUGGAUAGAGACACCUUCUCCAAAUCAGACCCAAUUUGCGUCCUCUACGCACAAGGCAUGGGCAACAAGGAGUGGAGAGAGUUUGGGAGAACAGAGGUGAUUGACAACACACUUAAUCCGGACUUUGUGCGCAAAUUCAUUUUGGACUACUUCUUUGAAGAGCGGCAGAACCUUCGAUUUGACUUGUACGAUGUAGACUCCAAGAGUGCCAAUCUGUCAAAACAUGACUUUUUAGGCCAGGCCCACUGUACUCUGGGAGAGGUGGUUGGAUCUUUGGGCAGCCGCUUAGAAAAGCCUCUCGGAGGCAUUUCUGGAAAAAAAUGCGGCACUAUUAUAGUGAAAGCCGAGGAACUGAACAACUGCAGGGAAUCCGUCAUGAUGCAGUUUUGUGGCAACAAGUUGGACAAGAAGGAUUUUUUCGGCAAGUCCGACCCCUUCCUGGUCUUCUAUAGGAGCAAUGAGGACGGCACGUUCACCAUCUGCCACAAGACAGAAGUAGUCAAGAACACAUUGAACCCAGUGUGGCAGGCUUUUAAAAUCCCUGUUCGGGCUCUUUGCAAUGGAGAUUAUGACAGAACAAUCAAGGUCGAAGUGUACGACUGGGACAGAGAUGGCAGCCACGACUUUAUUGGAGAGUUCAGCACCAGUUACAGAGAAUUAUCGAGAGGGCAGAGCCAGUUUAAUGUCUAUGAGGUGGUUAAUCCAAAGAAGAAAGGAAAAAAGAAAAAAUAUCUCAACUCUGGAACGGUAACACUGUUGUCAUUUCUGGUGGACAUUGAGGUCACCUUCCUGGACUACAUUAAAGGAGGGACCCAGAUUAACUUCACAGUGGCCAUUGACUUCACAGCUUCCAAUGGUAACCCAGCCCAACCCACAUCUCUCCACUACAUGAGCCCCUACCAGCUGAACGCCUAUGCCAUGGCGCUGAAAGCAGUUGGGGAGAUCAUACAGGACUACGAUAGUGACAAAAUGUUCCCCGCGCUCGGCUUCGGAGCCAAGCUGCCGCCUGAUGGACGCAUCUCGCACGAGUUUGCUUUGAAUGGGAACCCUCAGAAUCCAUACUGCGCAGGAAUUGAGGGCGUGAUGGAGGCCUACUACCAGAGUUUAAAGUCAGUACAACUGUACGGACCCACCAACUUCUCCCCGGUGGUCAACCAUGUUGCCAGGUAUGCAGCAUCGGUUAAGGAUGGAUCGCAAUACUUUGUGCUCCUCAUCAUCACAGAUGGCGUCAUCUCAGACAUGGCCCAGACCAAGGAGUCUAUUGUCAACGCUUCCUGUCUACCCAUGUCCAUCAUCAUCGUGGGGGUGGGCCCUGCGGAAUUUGACGCCAUGGUUGAAUUGGAUGGCGAUGAGGUCAGAAUUUCAUCCAGAGGAAGAUACGCAGAGAGGGAUAUUGUUCAGUUUGUCCCGUUUCGAGACUACAUCGACCGGACGGGGAACCACGUUCUAAGCAUGGCCCGGUUAGCAAAAGACGUCUUGGCCGAGAUCCCGGACCAGUUCCUGUCUUACAUGAGGACCCGCGGGAUCAAGCCGGCACCUGCGCCACCUCCCUACACGCCUCCAGGACAGCCCCUCCAAACACAAAUAUGAAGGGAAGGGGAAGUUAGUUUCUGAGUCCUAUUUGAAGCCACUCUCCAUGCCUUAUGUGUCGUGGAUCCCAGUGGUCGUUCUCGUAUUCUGGAGCAGCUGCAUGCCAGGGCCAGGAGAGUGGACGGGGAGGGAAAACCCAAUCUGUUUACUUCCAAUGUCGAGCAUUCCUAUCACUGUCUGGAAUUUUUUAUUUUCUAUCUUUUAGCCUGGUGUCGUUGCAGGAAAAAUGAAGCAGGUUUUAUUUUUAAUGUACAAAAAGAAUGUCCCCAGACAACACAAAGGAAUGAACACUAACUUGUAAAUAAUAUUUCUGUCUUUCACUGUUUACAGUAAGGAUUUUUACUGUUCAUACUUUUAUACUUCAAGCUUGUGAUAUUCUCUCUCUCUCUUUUCCCUGACGUGCGUCAGGUAGCAGCAGUGCAGGUCCCGGUAGCCCAUCUGUACCGUACCGUACCGUACUGUACUGUACCGUGCCGUACCGUACUCGACUGUAUUCCUGGUGUUUAUCGACCUUUUUGCAUGAGUGUAGCCUGGAGCACAUGCAUGAAUAUAGCGGCCCUGCACUACCUCUUCCAACCAUCCGUCCGUCUUGAGGUGGGUGGAGUGUGUAUGAGUGUGUGCAGUGAUGGAGUGGUCCAGUCGUCUCUCUCGGUCUGUCAGUCUUCCUUCUAAAAAAAUCUCCCAAUCUCUCUUUCCUCUCUGCUGUGUUUCCAUUCAUUCUGAUUUUCAUCCUUCGUAACCAGUAUACCGUGUAUUAAACAUAUAUUGUUUAUUUUGCCUUUUUCACAAGUUACCUAGAAAAAAUGUCAUGCACUAGACAUAUAAUAAUCCCAUAAGAAGCACCUUUUUUCAUUUGUUGCUUUUAUUUGGAUGAUAGCUCAUUGAAUAUCAUUUAUUGUUCUGUAUAUGGUGGUAUUUCUCUUCCAAAAAAGCAAAAAAUGCUAAACAAAACAAUAUUUUUUUUUUUAAACAAUCCAUACUUAAAUCAUAUCUGAGACCGUAUUGCCUCAAAUUAAUAAAACAAAGGUUGUACCAAAAAAAAGGUGUUUAGGCUGUAUUACUGCAAGUUAAUACCAUAACUAAUGCUAAUUGAUUUUUUUUCUCCAUAACAGUUAAUAUAAUUUAUUCUGUAUAAGGUAGUAUUUUUUUCCAAAACACAAACGUUCUACCAAAACAAGUUUUUGCAAAUUUGAUUUGUUUUCAUGUAUUUUUGUUGGGUUUUUAGGGUGCAUUCCUGUAAUUAGUAACCAAUAUAUAUUACACAUAUAUUGUUUAUUUUGCCUUGAAAACACUACUGUACAUCUGUACUUAAUGCUAUUAUGUAUCUACACAUUAACACAAGUUACUGACAACAACAACAACAAAAAACAACAACAACAAAAAAAAAAAUAUAUAUAUAUAUAUACACAUAUAUAUUAUAUAUAUAUAUAUACACACACACAUAUAUAUAUAUAUUUAUAUAUAUAUAUACAUACAGUAUAUAUAGUGAAUGAGGAGAAGCAGCAUAGAAAAUGGAUGGAUGGAGUAUAUAUAGUGGUGUUAUGUCCAGAAAAUUGAAAUUAGUUUUUGUUUUUAUUUCAGUUACAGUUAAUAUUACUGGUAUACAUUUUUCUGUGGAAAAAUGUAAAAUUUGGUAACAGUUUCUGCCAAAAAAUAAAAAUUUUAAUUCAAAAUGCUAAUAUUUUGCUAUUUGUAUUUACAUUUUUAUUGUAUUUUCAAAAUGAUAUUUUAAGGCCAUAUUUCCUCAAAUGAAUAGCAUUAGUAACCAGUAUAAUCUUACACAUAUCAUAUUGUUUUUUCCCCCUUUGUAAACACUAAAAAAUUGCUUUAGUUAAUACAAUCAUGUGUCUAGUUUUGAAUAUUUAUUAACGUAUAAUAACCGAGAGAAUGUACAGUAGGAUUAUGUAGCAAUACAGUAUAUCCACAAAACUAUAUUUUGUUGUUUUUCUUUCCAAAAAGCAACUAUGUGCACAUUUACUAUAUAUUUUUUUUUUAAAUGAUCACUAGUUAAUUUUUCAAAUAUAUUUUUCACUCCAAAUUUUAGGCCUUAUUCCCACAGUGAAUGGAAACACAGUUACUCUCAGUCUCUUGUCUCUUCUCGGCCUUGGCAGUGAUGCCCACAUGCUCGGGGGUUUGUUUGUGUGUGUGUGUGUGUGUGUGUGUGUGUGUGAAUAUGUGGUCUUAACAUCAAGUUUGAAAAAGACAGCAGCUGCUCUCAAACAAUGUUUGAGCAUAAAGAGCCCAGUGGUCAAAAACGCAAAGAAAAUACACAUUUUGUUCAUUCAUGUCUUUUGGUUUGGAGUUAGUGAUUUUUUUUUAAUUAAUUUUUUUUUUGACUGAGCAAUGUAUGCGUGAGUGAAACGUUGAUUAUCAGAAAAAAGCAUUUAGACUGUGUUUUCUGUAUAUGUGAAGGGAAAACACAUUUUGUAGUAUUAAGUACCUAACCUAAUGUGACAACAUUAAUACUAAUAUUCUCCAGUGGACUGAUUUUAAAGAUGGUAUUAAGGACUGAAGCUCCAAUUCAUGACCGGUGGGACCAAUACGAAAUCUAGCCACAAUCACACACUGCCCCUUAUUUGACUGUUUAAGGAUUUGUUAGAUGUGUGGUAACUCUGAUUGAUGAUCUAAGAGUGUGUGCAUUUGUAGCAAAUAGUGUGGAAUGAAGAAUCUUCGCAUGCUUUUUUAUUGUAGCAGAGUAUGGACAUACUAGUGUGUGUGUACGGCCUUGCAGUCACCCACUGUGUUCAAGGCAUAGCUGGACACAUCAUUAGGACUGCAGGUCAAAAUAACAGCGCUCAUUACAGCGCUCGCUAAGACUCAAGUCACCCGUCUGUUUUUUGAGGGCUGGGGGGGUCCCCGUGGGAAGGCCACAGAGAGGCUUCUGGGUCGGUAGAGUUUACCUGCACCAGUCUCAUGUUGACGGCUUGCUCAAUACAAGCAGACAGAGGGAUCACCUAUUAUUUUUAAAGCACUCGCCAAAGCAAAUUAGCAGCAGUAGUGGAAACCACAAAAAUGUAUUUCUACAUCAAUCAAUAAACUGGGGGUCACAUACAAAAAUUAGAGAGAUGCCAAACACUUCAUGUUAAACUUUUUUAAUCUUUUCCUGUUAGUUUUAGUGUACUUUCACAAGAAUUUAGUAGGAUAUCAUACAAAAAAAUGCACACGUCACACUCUGAAAACAGCAUCCUGCAGCAAACUAAUAAACAAAUAUUGUAAACACUAAAACGCAAGACUAUAAAUGCUACAAUAUUACCAUAUACACCCGAAUAAAAGAUUAGAUUGCAAUUAAAAUAAAAAAGGACAUCAUAUUUCACCAUUGUCAUAAAAUGAGCAUCAUAAGUUCUUUCUGUUUGCUAACUUGCUAACAACAUUUGAGACACUGUCAGAGGUGUGUGUGUGAGUGACAGGAAGAAAAGCUCUGACUCUGUUGUUUUGGUGCCACAAGUUGGUUUACAUGCGUAAAUCUCGACUAUAAAACGAGUCAACUUUUUCAAGGAGAAAAAUAACAUUUUAUAUUCAGAUUUAAAAAAAAAAUAUAUAUAUAUAUAUAACCCUAAAAAUUUAAAAAUUUUUGCACAAUUUUCUACUAAAUUCUUGUGAUAGCGAUAUUCUUAAAAGUCCCAUUUUUUUUAAUCAUCAUGAGUGUGUAUGUUAGUUUAAAUGAUUAAUUUGCAUAAAUCUACUGCUGUAUGUAUGUGUGAGACAUUCCACAAGUGUUUUAAUGGGCAAUGUGACCAUUUGUUUACUUAAAAAAAGCUAUCCAAAUACUCUAUCGUAUGCUCGUCAUAUCUUCUUAAAAAUGUGCACUAUGUUUGCAUGUACAGUUUUACUAAGGAUGCACCAGUUCCUUUUUGUUCUAUAUACAAAAAAAUGGUGUGUUUUGAACUAUUAUAUGAGUCUAUAUGAAAACUGUACAAAAAAAAAAUGGCCUUAACUCGCUGAUUAUCUUGGAAUUGUGCGAUGCCUUCUUUAGAGGAACUAAUGGUUUCCAGGAAUAACUUUGUGUCAGUGUUUCUAUUGCGUUCUUGUGUGAUUUUUGUUCGUUUUUUGGAGGGGUGGGUGUACUUUGUUUUGAACCAGUGAUUAAUCAGAACGCAUGGCUGAAUACUGAUUGUCUUAUAUUACAUAUGAUAGAUGACUAUUUCCAUAUUGAACUCGGAAUUUUUCAAUAAAUAUUCGUAUGAAACCGUGUAUGUGCUGCAUCCUAAGACAA